This is a messenger RNA of Myotis daubentonii (Daubenton's bat), 822 nucleotides long. It is a transcript of the gene SPATA46, whose product is annotated as spermatogenesis associated 46. Lineage: Eukaryota; Metazoa; Chordata; Mammalia; Chiroptera; Vespertilionidae. Gene Ontology annotation, cellular component: nuclear membrane. Gene Ontology annotation, biological process: fertilization. The record is from RefSeq and is a predicted model, not a curated record. The transcript has 3 exons. Bases 1 to 768 code for a protein of 255 amino acids.
AUGGAGAGCUUUUCACUCCUCAGCAUCUCGGGGCCCCGGGUCUCCUCCUCGGCCCUGAGCACCUUUCCUGACCUCAUGUCCCCACGGGUCCCCAGCUUGCCAGACAUUGCCAAGACCACGUUCCCCACGGAGGCACCCAGCCCAGCGCAGGCCCCGCUGCCCCAGCACCCGAGCAGCGCUCUGCGGCAAGGGGUGGUGCUCUCCCCAGGUGAGCCCCCGGCACAGGCCCCGCCCGCGCCAGGCUCAGACCCGGCCCUUUCCUUUGCAGAUUGCAUGCUGGGGGACCCCCAGAAUGGGGAGCAGCCGAGGCGGAGCUGCACCAUCUACCGGCCGUGGUUCUCCCCUUACAGCUACUUCGUGUGCGUAGACAAGGAGGGCCCCCGGGAGGCCCACGGCUUCCCCGAGCUGCCGCGGGACGAGGGCCGGGGCGACAGCGGCCUCAUGGAGGACACGGCCGACAGCCUGCGCUCGUCCUCUUCCUCCCCCGAGAACCCCGGCCCCCGCGAGGCCAAGGCCCGGCAUGGGGACACCGACCACAUCAGCUCCCAGGACAUCCUGAGGGCCUCCCGGGGGCUCCCGGCCCAGCAGACCGGCUUCAAGUGCGCAGCCUGCUGCCGCAUGUACCCCACCCUGUGCUCCCUCAAGAGCCACAUCAAGUGCGGCUUCAGGGAGGGCUUCAGCUGCCGCGUCUUCUACCGCAAGCUCAAGGCGCUCUGGGCCCGGCCCGCAGACAGGCUGCCUUUGGGCGGCGGCCAGGCCCGCAAGUAGUCAGGCGGCUCGGUCGGCAGCAGAGCCUCAUUGCUCUCCAGGGAGAGGCCAAUA